This is a messenger RNA of Apiotrichum porosum, 1332 nucleotides long. RefSeq lists its product as uncharacterized. Lineage: Eukaryota; Fungi; Basidiomycota; Tremellomycetes; Trichosporonales; Trichosporonaceae. The transcript has 7 exons. The record is from RefSeq and is a predicted model, not a curated record. The coding region runs from base 1 to 1332 and encodes 443 amino acids. Gene Ontology annotation, molecular function: poly(A)-specific ribonuclease activity.
AUGCCCCCUCCUCCUCACCUCACCGCCGCCCAGCUCGCCAAGCAGGCUGAACGCAAGGCCGCCAAGCUUGCUCGCAAGGCUGCUUCCGGAGCCGCAAAUAGUGUUCCAAGCGCUGAAGAGCUGGAGAAGCGCCGCAUCAUCAAGCGCGAGUGGAUGAACCUUGGUCCUAGCUCGGAAGGCAAGCGCACUGCGCAAAUUGUUACCUGGAACAUGCUUGCCCAGACCCUUGUUCGCCGUGACCUGUUUCCCGGCUCCGACUGUCUCCGCUGGGGCGACCGCAAGGCUCUACUCCAGGCAGAGAUGGAGACGCACGCACAGUCGGACGUGAUUUGCCUGCAGGAAUGCGAUAGGCUUGACGACGUUCUGGGCUCCGUGCCGGACCACCGGCCUGUGUCCGCUCGCGGUGUUGGAAAGUUGCACGGUCUGGUGGUACUGUACCGUGCUUCGCGGUUCUAUAUUCGCUCGCAGAGGGCCGUGUCUCUGGACGACGAGGAGCUGAGUCCCAACGCUGCGACUGGCGUCGCGCGUCGCGGGGUCUCUCGCCAGACGCGCAACAUGGCACUCAUUGUCGCGCUCGAGGAGAAUGAGGACAAAGGCAACGGUAUUGUAGUCGUCACCACGCACUUUUUGAAUACGAGCGCACGCGCCAGAUCAUCGUGCUCCUCCGUGCUAUCCGCCGGCUUCAAAAAGAGGAAGGUUGCGAGUCGUGGCCAGUCGUCUUUGCUGGAGCCUGCUGAGACGACGUACCAGCUCCUCGCGGCACCAAGCACCCCCUUGCACCCUUCCCUUGUCGAGUCAUUCAACGCCUCCCGGUUGAGGCACACCAGCGUGGAAAAGGUUGGCGUCGCAUCUUCGGAACCGCCUUCCGAGGCCGCAAGCGGGACCGCUACUCCAGAGGCCAAGGACAAGGACGACGAGGACGAGCUUCCAGACAAGGAUGAGAGGUCGAUCGCCAACACUCGCGACCCGGUCCCUGCGGACGGUAUUCUCACCCUCGACCAGCUGUUGGAGCUGGGCCGCGAGCUACUCACCGAGCCAGCUAGGAGCGCCUACGACUCGUCCAAGUACGGAGACGAGACCUAUGGGUCACGCGGAGGGUUCCAGAAAGGCGUCACCGGUGCGGGUGCUGGUGAGCCGGCGUACACCUGUUAUACUCCUCUGUUCAAGCUUACCCUUGACUAUCUCUUCCUUCUCCCACCUGGCGCGGCAUCACGCGCAGAGUUUACACGUCUACUCGUUCCUCCUGAGACCAAGGAGCUGGGAAAUGGUCUUCCGCGGAAAGGAAUCUCUGCAAGCGACCAUCUGCCUGUUGGCUGCGAGAUUGCCUGGUAG